CCUCGUUAUUCCACCUUCCUUCCUCCUCCUCCCCUCUUCUCCCUCGUCUCUAAUAACAAGCCAAGUCCCCUCGCAAUGGCUCCGUCAACUUCGUCAGCCUCAUGGCUGUCUUCCGUCCUGGCUUUCUGCGCCAUCCUGUGCCUGUCGGUACCCGUCAAUGCCCUCUACUUCUAUAUGGACGGGCGUCAGACCAAGUGUUUCUUCGAGGAACUCCCCAAGGACACCCUGGUGGUCGGAACCUUCUCCACCGAAGUCAUCAACCAGCAAUCGAACACGUAUUCCGUUGACCCCAACCUGAAGGUGCUCAUCACCGUCGACGAGAUCUUCGACAACGACCACCGGGUCGUGUCCAAGCGCGAUGGCAACGCCGGCCGCUUCACCUUCACCGCCGCCGAGUCCGGCCAGCACAAGAUCUGCCUGACGCCCGAGACCAACGCUGCCACCGGCGGCUGGCUGUCCGGGGGCCCUGGCGGUGCCGUGCGCGUGUCGCUGGACAUGGCCAUCGGAGAGACCAGCAAGAUCGAGACCGAGGAUAAGGGCAAGAUGCAGGACAUUGUGCAGAAGGUCAAGGACCUGAACAGUCGGUUGCAGGACAUUCGUCGCGAGCAGGUCUUCCAGCGGGAACGUGAGGCCGAAUUCCGUGACCAGUCCGAGGCUACCAACUCGCGUGUCGUUCGCUGGACCCUGAUCCAGCUCGCCGUGCUGUCGGCCGCGUGCGCCUGGCAACUGUCUCAUCUCCGCUCGUUCUUCAUCAAGCAGAAGCUGACAUAAAAACGAAAGAACGAAGUUCAAAGACGGAGAGGUCGAGAGGGAAUAUAAAUAAAAAAUGAAAAGCUUAAGCAAAGGAACGAAAUAUGUGGCGGUGGUUAUUGUACGGCGCAUCGUGAGCAUGGAAUUAUCUGAUUUCCGCUUCUGAUUAUCCUACGGUUCGAUUCAUCUUGAGCAUCAAUGAGAAAGUUCAUGCUGUUCUGGUUCUUUGUUGGUCAGGGGAGGGUUUGGCCGUAGAUCGGCCACGUUGGCAUUAGACAGGAUGAGAUGUCCUAGGCUUCUGCGUUUGGCAGCAUCUGUGAUAUAAAUGAGUUGAUUGAUGGGAUAUGGAUAUAAUGACCUUAGCUUUGUUAUUAAGCCAAGUUACUCUUCUACCAGCCACUACAGUCGUAUCCCAGUUACCAUUCUAUCCCUUUCGUUGCUCACAAA
Messenger RNA from Aspergillus melleus, 1197 nucleotides. It is a transcript of the gene ERP1, whose product is annotated as emp24/gp25L/p24 family protein. Gene Ontology annotation, cellular component: Golgi apparatus; COPII-coated ER to Golgi transport vesicle; endoplasmic reticulum-Golgi intermediate compartment. Bases 76 to 771 code for a protein of 231 amino acids. The transcript has 3 exons. NCBI's taxonomy places the organism in Eukaryota, Fungi, Ascomycota, Eurotiomycetes, Eurotiales, Aspergillaceae. The record is from RefSeq and is a predicted model, not a curated record. Gene Ontology annotation, biological process: endoplasmic reticulum to Golgi vesicle-mediated transport; Golgi organization; intracellular protein transport.